UUAUUUUGACAGUAAGGUUUCUGAUGUAGUAUGUAAACAUUUGUUUGUCAUUACAGGGAGUCUGAAACACACUUUUCUUCUGAUACAGACUUUGAAGAUAUUGAAGGAAAAAAUCAAAAACAAGGAAAAGGAAAAACCUGUAAAAAAGGGAAAAAGGCCCAGGAGAAAAGGGGAAAGGUGGAAACGGAGGAGGGAAACCUGCUGGUCCAAACCGGAUGAAUGGACAUCACCAACAGAAUGGUGUGGAAAACAUGAUGCUGUUUGAGGUUGUUAAAAUGGGAAAGAGUGCUAUGCAGUCUGUAGUGGAUGACUGGAUAGAGUCAUACAAACAUGACAGAGAUAUAGCGCUUCUUGACCUCAUCAACUUCUUUAUUCAGUGUUCAGGCUGCAAAGGUGUUGUUACAGCGGAGAUGUUUCGACAUAUGCAGAAUUCUGAAAUAAUCCGAAAAAUGACUGAAGAAUUUGAUGAGGAUAGUGGAGAUUAUCCACUUACCAUGGCUGGUCCUCAAUGGAAGAAGUUCAAAUCCAGUUUUUGUGAGUUCAUUGGAGUAUUGGUCCGACAGUGUCAGUAUAGUAUCAUAUAUGACGAAUAUAUGAUGGAUACAGUCAUUUCACUGCUUACAGGACUAUCGGACUCCCAAGUCAGAGCAUUUCGACACACUAGCACACUGGCAGGUCAGCAUUUUUUUAUUUAUUCAGCUUCUAUAUAAAUUUUCUUUUCAGUU
Messenger RNA from Chrysemys picta bellii (western painted turtle), 725 nucleotides. The record is from RefSeq and is a predicted model, not a curated record. Lineage: Eukaryota; Metazoa; Chordata; Testudines; Emydidae.